Molecule: messenger RNA, 1209 nt
Organism: Salpingoeca rosetta
Lineage: Eukaryota; Choanoflagellata; Craspedida; Salpingoecidae
Exons: 1
Coding region: 1-1209 (402 amino acids)
Biological process (GO): piRNA processing
Cellular component (GO): mitochondrion
Molecular function (GO): RNA endonuclease activity producing 5'-phosphomonoesters, hydrolytic mechanism
Source: RefSeq, a predicted model, not a curated record
AUGACCUCGCAGCCGCAAGCUGCGCGCUCACACCGCAUGGGGUUGGUGGAGCAGAUAUUGCAGAAGCAGCACCGCCGACCGCUGUCCAAGCAGGACGAGGAGGACAUCCUGAGCCACUUCCGGGACCUGGAAAGCGACCUUGAGCUCACCAAGCGGCGCAUCACCCGGCGGUCGCAGUUUGUCAACCGAACAAAGGAGGAACGCGGCGAGCUGGUGGAACAGAUUGCGUUCCUGCAAGAGGACAUCUACGCCCUGCAGGAGCAGGUGUCGCUGCGAGAAGCCACCAUCCGCAAGCAGAAGCAAGUCGAGCGCCAGCUCAAGGCAGACAUCACCCGCAUCGAGGAGGAGAAGGCCGCCAUCCUGUCCGAGCUGGAAGUGCUCAGCGCUCGGUAUGCGCCCCUUGCGCAGUGCGACUCCAUCGUCCUUUCCCGGGUCCUCACGCCAUCACUCUCCCCGACCACCAGCCAAGAAGGGCGCACACGCGGCAACACGUCCCUGGCCAUGGCCAAGAGCACCAGCUCCACCAGCAUUGCCAGCAACGGCCAGCGGAACGGCGGCGGGAGCAGCGACGCCGACGAUGACGAUGCUGCCUUCGGUGACGAUGGCGGCGACGACCAGACCCUCAACGACAGCACAGUGAGCAGCACAGGCAGGGACGGGGCGGGCUGCGGCGGCUUCAUGCGCACACUUGCAGACUGCAUCACCGCAGCGUCCUCGGAGGUGCUGGUCAUGACGCAGACCUUCACCUCGCGUGCGCUCGCAGACGUGCUGGCGAGUGCCAGCCAGCGCGGCAUCACGGUGCGCGUGAUUGUGGACGCGUCCUGGCUCAACAUCACGCUUCGCGCCUCUGGCGCCUCCCGCGACUACCAGUGCUGGCAGCGCGUGUACCGCCGCUUCAAGGCCGCUGGCGUCGAAUGGGGCGCCCAGCGCGGCCGUCGGCACAUCGCCCGCCCAACAUCAACGCACGUGCCCUUCACCCACAACGCCAUCAUCGUUGACGGCCUCACGCUCAUCACGGGCCCGCUCAGGUUUGCCGAUGAAGCGUGUGCAAACAGCGCGGAGAGCAGCCUUGUUGUUGUUCGCGGCACAAGUCGCAACGCGACCCCUUGUAUCCAGUCCAUGCACACCCUCUUCACCCAGAUGUGGGGCUGUUUGGUCGAGGUGGACGUUCCACAAGAGAUGACCCGUGUCCGUCUCCCAAAGAUCUAG